Physella acuta is the source of this 2700-nucleotide messenger RNA. RefSeq names its product N6-adenosine-methyltransferase subunit METTL3-like. Gene Ontology annotation, cellular component: RNA N6-methyladenosine methyltransferase complex; nucleus. Gene Ontology annotation, biological process: RNA methylation; mRNA modification. The record is from RefSeq and is a predicted model, not a curated record. Gene Ontology annotation, molecular function: mRNA m(6)A methyltransferase activity. NCBI's taxonomy places the organism in Eukaryota, Metazoa, Mollusca, Gastropoda, Physidae.
UCGACGCUUAGAAAAUGAAGUUGUAAAUUUUAUUGAUCAAGUAACUAGAUCUAUCAUUAAUAACAAAGUUGAUUAUUGUUAGAUCUAGCCCCAAAUAAGCUAAACGCAUUCUUUUAAAAAUGUCAGAUGCGUGGAAUGACAUUCAAGCUCUUAAAAAUCGCCAAAGCGACAUUAGAGCUAGAAUGCGCGAACGUCGCAUUCAGCGAGAAGGUUUGGCCGCCGAACUUGCUACUGCAACAAAUUCUGCAACAGCAACUGUACAAGCUGCUGCUUUAACGGAUCAGUCCAUCUCAAAUACUUUGGUCAAGCCUAUUGUAGCAGCUACAACAGCAAGUCCAAUCAAAACAGCACACAGAGAGGCUGUCCGAGUGGCUGCUGAUCCUGAGGUUGAGAAGAAACUUUUAAUGGUUCUUUGUGAUAUCAGCCUGGAUAUUCCAUCCGAUUCUAAGGUGAUUACUGAACACACAUCAAGACUGAUGGAGAGGGAAGUUGACUUUAAACUGGUUGAAGAGCUUUUAAAAAAAUUUGCAAUGCAAAAACUUAUCAGCAUUAAAUUUUCAGAAAUUUCAUCUGAUUUGAUAGUCAGCUCUUUGGAUUUGAGUAAGCUUUCUGAUGUAACAAAGGGACAAGCAAAAAAAAGGAGAAAAGACAGUGAUGAUGAUGAUGAAGAGGAGCUUCUCCCCAAACAAUCCAAGUCAGUAGCUCCAGAAUCCGGUGACAUUGAGACUUUGCUAUCCAUGCAAUCCACUAAAGAAAGGGAGGAGAAAAAGAUAAAUGAAGAAAUACAAGAGCUUUUAGUUACCCAGACAGCAAAGGAACAAUAUUUGGUGGAAAAGUUCAAAUCCAGAGGAGGCCCUCAGUUACAAGAGUUCUGCCAGUAUGGAACUAGAGAAGAAUGUCAAAGAACUGGGCCUGACGGGGCUGUUUGUAAAAGGCUGCAUUUCAAGAAAAUUAUCAACAAGCAUACAGACGAAUCUCUUGGUGACUGCUCCUUUUUAAACACCUGUUUUCACAUGGAGACAUGUAAAUAUGUCCACUAUGAGAUUGACUACCCACCAAAAAAACUUCCCUCCACUGAGCUGAUGAAGAAAGAAGCCUCACUGGGUAAAAUAGUCACAGAAAUGGGAGAUAACACUAGCGUUCAUAUGUUUCCCCCUCAGUGGAUCCAGUGUGACCUGCGCUACUUUGACAUGUCAACACUGGGUAAAUGUGCUGUGGUCAUGGCUGAUCCCCCCUGGGACAUCCACAUGGAGCUGCCCUAUGGCACCAUGGGAGACAAUGAGAUGAGGCAGCUAGACAUCCCAGGACUUCAAGACGAUGGCUUUAUUUUCCUCUGGGUCACUGGCAGAGCUAUGGAAUUGGGAAGAGAAUGUCUGGAGCUAUGGGGAUACAAGAGAGUAGAUGAGAUCAUAUGGGUCAAAACUAACCAGCUGCAAAGAAUCAUUCGCACGGGAAGAACAGGACACUGGAUUAAUCAUGGCAAGGAACAUUGUCUGGUUGGUGUGAAGGGCAACCCUAAAGGAGUCAACAAGGGCAUGGAUUGUGAUGUUAUAGUCGCGGAGGUCCGCGCCACUAGCCACAAACCUGAUGAAAUCUAUGGCAUUAUAGAACGUCUUUCCCCUGGUACCAGGAAAGUUGAGCUGUUUGGUAGACCACACAAUGUACAGCCUAAUUGGAUCACACUAGGCAACCAGCUGGAGGGUGUCAGGUUAAAGGAUCCAGACAUUGUCAAAUUGUUCAGAGAGAAGUACCCUGAUGGCAACUGUAUGGGACCUCCACAGAAGAGAUAGUCUCCUGUCAGUUAGGGAAGUGGUCAAAACCUAGAGAGGAUGAAACACUGUGAAUAUAACUGCAAGUGGUCAACUCCACUGAUGGUUAACUGAUUAUUAGAAGGAAAAUAAGAAAACCCAUGGGUGGUUAUAAGCUUUGUUGAAAAUUGGGGGAAAAACCAAUUGAUAGGAAUCAAGAUAACAGGGAAAAAAUGAUGCACUAUUUUUAUGUAGAAGUCAGUUUGGUAAUGGAUGAUUGUACUACAAAGCAAUAAGAAAAUGUGUCAAAAUCUACUCAGAGGUAGCCAGUUAUUUUGUUCAGCCUCAGUAUUUACUAGACUUACCAAGUGUACCCUGGGACAUUAGUAACAAACUCUUAUAAAAACAAAGUUGGUACAGAAAUAAAAGAAACUGCUAAAUAAGACGGAACAAGGUGGCAUUGAUUCAGCAUUUUAUUCCAAAAGUUGUCUAAAAAUUUAACUUCAAAUUUGCAAUGUUUUAAAUUGCAUAUUCAAUUUAUUUUAAACAUGUAUAUCACAAUGGUAAAAAAAAAGAGACAGUUCAACCCCACAGGCCUAGAGCGUAGUGACUGUAUAGCAUGAAUGUGUUACUUUUGUCAGUUGUAAUUUACAACAAAUGUGGCUGCCACAUGCAAAGUCUCAAUCUCACAGACUUGCCAUUUGUACAAAGGUUUCAUAUGAUAUGUAACUUAACAUAAACUUGGACCAGAAGGCUCUGAACCAUGAGUUCAGUGAAUUAAAUUUUGAUGUAUAUUAAUUUUUUCUUUACUACUUGUUCAUUCUGUAUUUUUAUGUGGCCUAAAAUGUAUAUAAAAUGUCCAAAUUUUUUGUCAAAAUGAUAUUGAAGUCAUUCUUUGUGAAGAGUUCUAGCUUUAGUGUCAAAUUUUAAAAGAAUUUUGUAAUAAAAUAUU